Triticum aestivum (bread wheat) is the source of this 2609-nucleotide messenger RNA. RefSeq lists its product as uncharacterized. The transcript has 4 exons. NCBI's taxonomy places the organism in Eukaryota, Viridiplantae, Streptophyta, Magnoliopsida, Poales, Poaceae. The record is from RefSeq and is a predicted model, not a curated record. The coding region runs from base 238 to 2334 and encodes 698 amino acids.
GGUGCAUAAAUAAAGACUAUCAAUUAAAGAAGACUUGAGGCACAUGCAUUGGUGCUCUCUCUCGCUGACGUUCUCCCUUUGAGUAAAGGCCCUCUCUGGACACUACUCGCUUCCUCGCAAAUACACAUCGGAGCUCUCGCCGGCACAUCUGGUGAUGGGAUCUUCCCGGCUGGAGAGACAAGCCAUCCCGGUAUACCAAAUAGUAUAUAGUCUGUAGAAGCGUACGCGUGCGGCCCCAUGAUGAUAGGCAGCCACAUCGAUGGCGGCCAGAAGGUGAAUCAGUUGAGCUUGGCCUACGCGCAGAAGCUGUGGAACGAGUGGGAGCUGCAAUGCAUGGUCCUUGGCAGCUUCGCCUUGCAGGCUUUCCUCCUCUUCGCAGCGCACAUCCGGAAGCGCAACACGUCCACCAUGCUCCGCAUCCUACUUUGGCUCGCGUACCUCAUGGCAGACUACGUCGCCGUCUUCGUCCUCGGCCACCUCACCCUCCAAACAAACGAUCCACGCCACCAGCUAGUGCUCCUGUGGGCACCGGUCCUGCUGCUCCACCUGGGCGGGCAGGACACCAUCACCGCCUUAUCCAUGGAGGACAAUGAACUGUGGAAACGCCACCUCCUGGGCCUCGUCACCCAGGUGGUUCUGGCCGUCUACGUCGUGGCCAAGUCAUGGGGACGCGACAAGCGGCUCCUGGCUCCUGUGGUGCUGAUGUUCGUCUCGGGGACUGUCAAGUAUGCCGAGAGGACAUGGGCGCUCAAGAUGGCCACCGCGGAGGCGAUCAAGGACAGCCGCAUGGGUGAUCUGUACAAGGCGCUGAGGAAAUUCGAAGACCCUAAAGCGAGACAAGCACCACAAACCUCGUCGGAGAUUGCCAAGUACAAUCAAGAGAUUGUUGGCCGGAACAAAUGGUGGCUCCAACAAGAGUACGCCGACCUCGUGCAAGCAGCCGGCGACAGCCUGCCCAACUGCAUCAAUGUCUUGAAUGACAUCCCUGUGGCGCCAUGGGUGUUACCUUCUAUAUUUAACAUGAUUGAGGAAAUAUAUCGGCGCGACAAUGGAGGAUCAACACAAGCAGGCGGAGGAGGAAAGGACUGGUUCUCAUCCAGGGCGUACAAGCUGUGUGAGCUCCAGCUCUCUCUCAUCUACGACCGCCUCUACACAAAGGUCGGCCUUCGGUACAACCAGUCCAGGCCAAUCAUCAGCAUUGGCCUUCAGCUCCUCACACUUGGCACCACUUCAACGGCCCUGGUGCUCUUUGCGACGGCGAGGAAGCAGGGCAGCGUGUACAGCCGUGUGGACAUCGUCGUCUCCUACAUCCUGCUGGCUGGUGCCGUGGCGCUGGAGUUGUUGUCCAUGCUAAUGGUCACCCUGUCCUACCGGUCAUACUGCUUCCUGCGCGACAGAUUCGGGGUGAACAGGUUCACACGAAUGAUAUUCUGUGUGAUCAGGUUCGUGCGACCAUACCACAAGCCACUGUGGUCCAACAAAUGGGCACAAUACAACCUGAUAGCCGGAUGUAUCAAGGAAAAGCAAGCCGGUGUCGUCGCAAGGAUGAUGCGCCGGAUUGGCCUCGCGGGGGACUCCAAGCUCUGCGCCAUCCCCGACGAGACCAAGGAGCUUAUCUGCAACGAGCUGGAUGACCAGGUCCGGUGCGAGCGGUUCAGCCAUGACCGAGGCACGGCAAUCCUAUCGCUGAGAGGGCACCAUGCAAGGUCUGAGCUGUACGAAAGCAUCGACAAGGUGGACUUCCCCAGAAGCGUCCUCACGUGGCACCUCAUCACGGACAUCUGCUUCUUCCUCACCGGCGGCGACGCCGGCCUUGCCAACCGCCACAUGAGGCUCUGCCGGGAGGUCUCCAACUACCUGAUGGACCUUGUCAUGGUGCGGCGCGUGAUGACCAGCAGCGAAGGCCACGUCGCGCACCUCAAGGCCAGGGAGGAGGUGAAGCUGAUGCUCGAGCAUCACAGUGACAAGAAGGUCAAAGUGGACGACGUCGAGGCCGUCAGGAAGAUGCUGGACGCCGGCGUGAGCCAUGCCACCGCCGCGUCCUCAGGGUACGUGCCGUUCGCGCGGAACUCGACGGACACCAUGCGGCCUGUGCUGCCCCGCGCGUGGGCGCUCGCGCAGACGCUGCUCCACCCCGCCGGGAGAUCAUCAGGCGGAGCACAGUGGGAGCUGAUCGCGUCGGUGCUCAUGGAGAUGCUGUUCCACCUCGCCCCCCGGUGCGAGGCCGGGUUCCACGCCAAGAACCUCAGCGCCGGCGGGGAGUACAUCACCCAUGUCAGGUUCCUGCUCCAUAACCGAGGCUUCGGCUGGAACUUCGUCCUUGCGCGCACCUGACGUGCAUUGUUCCCGUUCCGUCUUUCGAAUAAGAGCUUCCAGUUCCACAGCUGAGCCAGCUCCAGCUCCAGCUCCAUCUCACAUCGCACCUGAGCCAGCUUCAGCUCUAAGUCAUGGUUUUGCUAGGUGGUCUGAGCUCCCUGCACUGUUUUUGUUCAUGAUUUUUUUUCGAGAAUGAAUUUGUUCAUGAUUUUCUCAAACUAAUUUAAUUUGGCUGUUGUAUUCUUCCUGUGGUGAAUCCAACAGCUCGCAUGCAGCUUGCGUCUCCUAUGAGA